GCGGGGCGGGGCUGCCGCGUGCGGACAAACGUACGCGCGCUGUGAGCUGUGGCGCGAGCGCAAUAGUCGCGUCGCACAGUUCCUGUCGUCAAGUUUUUCUGGAGACGGAGCACUUUAAUUGUUCCUCCAAGUACACAAACAUUGCGAAAUUGCGGCUAUUUUUAAUUUAUUGUCAUUAAUAGAGUUGGUCGUGAACAUGGGGUUUGAUUCGCUGAGGAAAAGAAGCUCGUUCUCGGUGUUCUGGUGAAGGCUGAGGCGCUGACGCGUCUCGUGUCCGCGCUGAGCGCCGCCUCAGGCUCCAUAGGGCUCAGAAGACGGACCUUUUCUUGCCCAUUUUCCUGUUUUGCCGUGAGAGGAGAUCGGCGGGGAGACACAGGGAGCUGCGUGUGGAAGAUGGAGGCGGUUAUGGAGAAGGAGUGCAGUGCGCUCGGAGCACUUUUCCACACCGUCAUCGGCGACAUGAAGAGCAGCUAUCCAGUAUGGGAGGACUUCAUCAGCAAGGCUGGAAAGCUGCAGUCUCAGCUCAGAGGUAUGGUGGCUGCAGCUGCUGCCUUCCUGGAUGCUUUCCAGAAAGUGGCAGACCUGGCCACCAGCACACGAGGGGGCACCAGAGACAUUGGCUCCGCGCUCACCAGGAUGUGCAUGCGUCACAGGAGCAUCGAGGCCCGGCUGCGGCAGCUGUCUUCGGUUUUUAUCGAUAGUUUGAUCAACCCCCUGCAAGAACAGAUGGAGGAGUGGAAGAAGGGGGUGAAUACUUUGGACAAGGACCAUGCAAAGGAUUACAAAAAAGCAAGACAGGAGAUCAAGAAGCGAUCCUUGGAUACACUGAAACUUCAGAAAAAGGCAAAGAAAGGAAAGGGGGACCUUCAGCCAAGACUGGAUAACGCCCUGCAGGACGUAAGUGACAAGUACAUACUGCUGGAGGAAACGGAAAAGCAGGCACUUCGGAGGGCACUCAUCGAGGAGAGAGGGCGCUUCUGCACCUUUGUGUCCAUGCUCCGGCCCGUCGUGGAUGAAGAAAUCUCAAUGCUGGGGGAGAUCACCCACCUGCAGACCAUUGCAGAUGACCUGAAGGCUUUGACUAUGGACCCUCAUAAGUUGCCACCAGCCAGUGAGCAGGUUAUCCUUGACUUGAAAGGCUCAGACUACAACUGGUCUUACCAGACGCCUCCAUCAUCUCCCAGCACAAAUGCAUCCCGGAAAUCCAGUAUGUGCAGCAGUAGCCUGAACAGUGUGCACAGCAGUGACUCGCGGUCCAGUGGUUCACGCUCACGUUCCCCCUCCUCACACUGCCGCUACCGCAGCUGCACGCUACCCCCGCAGCCCACCGGACGUCUGUCCAGUGUCUCCUCCCACGAUUCGGGCUUCAUCUCUCAGGAUGCUUUCCAGUCCAAAUCCCCCUCACCAAUGCCUCUUGAGAUCACAGCACAGUUGUCAAACGGAUGCAAUCAGUAUGGCCCCUUCAAUCCCCCACAACUGCCUGGGAUGGGCACUGUAAAGCCCUUGCUACAUUUCCCAGCGCAAUCCUGUUCCUCUUCCUGCUCCUCCUCCACCUCCUCAUUGGCAUGGUCUCGGCCUUGCCCCGCCCUACUCCCCGCCUACUCACCCUACUGCACGCUGGGGCCUGACAUGGUCCCCUCUUCCAAGGUCCCCACCUGGAAGGACUGGGCCAGGCCGGGGCCCUAUGACCAGCCUGUGGCGAACACGCUGAAGAAACGCAAGGAUCAUGACCAGGAAGCCAGAAACAACGUAUCUGUCCCCCAGAGCGAAGGCAUCAUAACCUCCAGGAAUGCUACAUGCAGUAACCCUAUCUCUAGCACCAAUAAACAGGUGGAAGACAUGGAGGCUCAUGAGGAGCUAGCCUUAGCCUUGGCCCAAGGAUUGCCUCUGGACCCACAGUGCUCCAGCCGGGACUCGCUGCAGGGCUCCAGCGGAUACAGCACCCAGAGUACCACGCCUUGCUGCUCUGAGGAUGCCAUCCAUACCCCGAGUUUGGUCACACCAGAGCCAGUUUCAGACUAUGAUUAUUUCUGUAUCAGAGGGGAUGAGGAACAUGACCAGCAGGACUUUGAGAAAUCAUCCACCGUCCCUCGUGGCAGCGACUUUGGUCACUUGUUCCACAGGGUUCUCCAAGCCCAGCGGCCAGCGUCCACGGCAAGUUCCGUCAUUGUCACUCCAGGCGUGGCCACAAUCCGCCGCACACCCUCUACCAAGCCCUCAGUGAGGAGGGUGCCUGGGGGAGGGGGACCUAUCCCCAUCAAGACAGCUGUUGUCCCAGUGAGGACACCCACAGUGCCCGACCUGCCAGGGGGCUAUGUCCUCGGAGUAGGGGGUGUGGUGCCACCAAAUCCAGAAUCCUUUGUCAAGAGCCCCCAGUGGGACGAACAGCUCUCUGAGGGCCCUGACACUCCACUGGAAGAGGGUGACUCUGUCCACACUAAUGGAGAGGACAUGCUGCUCACCAUUCGAAGGGGAGUCAGGCUGAAGAAGACAAUGACCAACGACAGGUCGGCACCACGCAUUGCAUGAAGCCAAAGCUAUGGCAAGAAGCUUGUAGAAUAGGUCAGUGAGGUUAUGUCUGUUCAAGUUAUUGACAGAGGAACAGGUCUUUUUUCCCUCCUGUUCUACAAAGAUCUGAAAUAAUGGUAUGUUGGGGUGUGGGACUAAAAUGUUUAAAUAUUUUCAUUAUAAAACAUUUAUAUGUAGCUUUUCAAGUGCCAAGUGUUUUGAAGCAAUUGAACAUAAUUAUACGCAAUGGAGUUAAAUUAUAUUCCUGAAUAGUGACUUCUGGACAAAAUUCACACCAAAGUGUGAAAGUCUUUCCGUAAACUUUUGUGUAUAUGAUUGCACCAGCACACACAGGCCAACACAGUUAAAUAGCACUCAGUAUUACAGGGAUUCAAUGCUGAGUAAACACAUCAGUCAAUAGUGAGCACUAUACUUCUAUAUGUGUGUAAACACUGUUUAAUACCUGCUUUUGGAAAUAGGUGCAUGCCUUGACUAAAAACUCAUUUUAGGUGGUAAUGAGGGAAUGUGAAGGAGCAUAAAGGUCAGCUUCAAAUAAGCAGAAAUGUCUCAAAAGAUAGUUUAUUUUGUCAUUUGGUUGCGAAGUUUAAAAAUGUUUUUAGUCACUGAAUGAUUUAUCACGCUGCAUGUUGUAAGCCUUACAUAUACUCCACGCUGUAAACUUUGGCUUGAAUGUUCAGCAUAAAAAAUAUUCUUGUAUUCAUUCUAAACAUGUAAUUUAUAAAUGUUAUUUAAAAUUUAAACAAAAGUACAUUUGGGUCUAGUUAGAGCACUGAAAUUGGCGUUGUCUAUCUGUAAAUAUAUAAGUACUGAACAGGAAACACAAAUGUGAUUUCUCUUGUUUGGUAUAUGACAUUUUUUUAAUACUCACCACAACAUAAUUGAACUCUCCAUGCACUGCAAAUCUGUUACAUGAAGUGAAAAAUAUGGUUUUCAUUAUUUACGUAUGAAGGAGGAAGCAUUUCCUUUUUUAUUGGAGAGACCUGGGAGAAUACUGAUUGUCUUUACUUAUUGUAGUAAGGGUUUUCCAGCCCUGGGUUUGGAGAACCUUAAUAUAACUGAUCUGAUUCGAGGGUCUAAUAGUCAUAGCCACUGUCGGUUCAGAAAAGAUAUGUAUUAGAAAGUAAUUGAAACGGUGGUCGUGUUACAUUGUCAGUUACUGUUGCCCACCACAGUAUAUUUAUUCUUUAAUAACCAGUCAUGCUAUAAUAUCAUAUAAGCAUUUGAAUGGGGUUCUCCAAAACUAGGGCUGGGCUCUGGAAGCUUUAGCAGAAAGGCUGAGCUGGAUCACCUACUUUAGACAUUUAGUUCAUUGUGACUGGGAACAAAACCAUCGCUUAAAUCUAAUGCCAGAAAUAUAGAAUAAAUUUCUCUACAGAUGUUGAAGCAUCUCACUUCCACAUAGCAUAGUAAUAUUUGUGUACUUAAGGAUGUGUCUCCUUGUUCUAUUUACAUAACACAAGACUCUCGAAACAAGUCAGUGGACAGAAGCUGUUGACAAAUUGCAUCACGCAGGCUCUGUUCGUACAGUGCUGGUCAGGACCACUGAUCCAAUACCUACUGAAAAGCAUCAGUGCAACUGUGUGGUCUGAUCCUCAGUCAUGCCUUGCACUCCUAGACAUGCUAGAUAUUUUAUUUGCAUCCAGUUAAAAUAUUGGCAAAUAUUAAGGCACGGAUUAUUUUCCUGUGCUAAGAACAGGGUUUUCUUAUGCUGUAUGACCAUAGACAAUAAAUCCUGUUCGUCGUGUUUAAUAAUAACCUUUACCAACCUCUACGCACCCUGGAAAAAGUCCUACAUUUGCCAAAACAACCCCAUUCUGCAUGUUCCUGUGGACACAGUAAUGCCUGAAAAUGGCUUUACAGGAACAAAUUCAUGUUCAUUAGGCACAUUAACCAUUAUUAGCAGAUAUUCAUGAAUCGAUAUAUUCAUACUUCAUUAAGUAGGGUAAUUGGAACAGUUACAUUCAUACUGACUGCAUGCCAUGCUGUCCAGGUUCAAUACAAAACUGUGGUGAGAUGCUGCUCCGCACAUCAGCACAAGUUCAUUUUAGAAAUAUUUUUUCUGAAAGAUUCAUUUUACCUCAGUGGCACAAUUACUGAGAUUUACUAUCUGAUAUCCUGUAAUAAAUGUAACCAUCUUUUUUGACAAAAAAACACAUCCUAGACAACUGAAUCAAUCGACACACUCAGUUAAAUGUGAAUUAAGUAUACAAGCUACUCAUAGACAAUAUGCUCAAGAAUAACUUGUUUUAAGAAUUUCCUACGCAAGCUUACUCUUUCCCUCUGAAAACUGGUGGAAAUGGGAAACCCAGGUGCAGCUUAAAAUCGGUUAGUCUUCCUGUAAAUCUGGAAGUAUCAAGUAGUUUAUAUGGUCUGAAUAUAAAUCGGAAAUUGUGUGGUUCCAGCCUGUCUUUGCAGAGUUGUUUAUAUAGCCUGUAAUAAAAUGCUGCUGCACAAAAGCACAUUUCUGCAGGUGCUUUUUUUUAUUUUACAAUUUUAUUAAUUUUUUCAUGACCACCAUAUCAAUACUUGAAAGCCUAGUGUUUUAUAUAUUGUGAAACAUACUGUCGUUCUUUAUCAGCUGUAGACCAUAAAGUCUAUGUUUUUUAUGUAAAAAUUGCUUCAGCUAAUAUUAAAGAAAAGUUAUCGGG
Messenger RNA from Scleropages formosus (Asian bonytongue), 5177 nucleotides. Its product is annotated as protein MTSS 1-like. The transcript has 14 exons. The record is from RefSeq and is a predicted model, not a curated record. NCBI's taxonomy places the organism in Eukaryota, Metazoa, Chordata, Actinopteri, Osteoglossiformes, Osteoglossidae. The coding region runs from base 394 to 2529 and encodes 711 amino acids. Gene Ontology annotation, biological process: plasma membrane organization; positive regulation of actin filament bundle assembly; adherens junction maintenance. Gene Ontology annotation, molecular function: phospholipid binding; actin binding. Gene Ontology annotation, cellular component: actin cytoskeleton; cytoplasmic side of plasma membrane.